Gadus morhua (Atlantic cod) is the source of this 1062-nucleotide messenger RNA. RefSeq lists its product as uncharacterized. Gene Ontology annotation, biological process: nucleosome assembly. NCBI's taxonomy places the organism in Eukaryota, Metazoa, Chordata, Actinopteri, Gadiformes, Gadidae. Gene Ontology annotation, molecular function: DNA binding. The record is from RefSeq and is a predicted model, not a curated record. The coding region runs from base 211 to 1062 and encodes 283 amino acids. Gene Ontology annotation, cellular component: nucleosome. The transcript is spliced from 4 exons.
UAGACGAGUCCAACACGAUACACCUGAAGCUCAUUUUAAACCCUUGCACGUGUUUCAAAUGUAAUCUGGUCACCCAGAGAACGAAGAUCACGGCCGACCAUCGCAAUACGACCACGGGUGCGACCACCAGUGCAUCGCCGAGAACAGCUCAACGGGACCAAGCGUUUCCCUGGCUAUGAUGUGGAGAGGACCCGCGCCGAGAACAGCUCAAUGGGCUCCUGCACUCCUUGCAAGAAACGGGAAAGCAAAGCCAGCAUGAACAAGACCUCCAAGUUACUGUCCACCAGUGCCAAAAGGAUUCAGAAGGAAUUGGCAGACAUCACACUGGACCCUCCGCCAAAUUGCAGCGCCGGGCCCAAGGGAGACAACAUCUAUGAGUGGCGCUCCACCAUCCUGAGACCCCCGGGCUCCGUGUACGAGGGAGGAGUCUUCUUCCUGGACAUCGCUUUCACGCCAGACUACCCCUUCAAACCCCCCCUACAAAAGCGUUUCUCUGGCUACGAUGUCGAGAGGACCCGCAUCAAGGUCGCCAUCAGAAAAAGGUGUAAAUCAUUUAAAACAUAUUUCAGCAGACACUUGUUAACUCUCUGGGAAGGAAGGCCACACCACAACCAAUCUCGAAUACGACCUCAGAUCAGACGAGACAACCCGCUGAACUUAAGCAUAUCAGUAAGCGGAGGAAAAGAAACGCUGGAAAUAACUGGUCGCCAUCAGAAGAUGCUGGAAAAGGGAACCCUGGUCCACACCAAGGGCACCGGAGCAUCUGGGUCUUUCAAGAUCGCGAUUAGGUCCCACACGAUACACCUGAAGCUCAUAGAGCAACGCAAAGAUCCACCAAUAGUGCAAGAAUAUGAUGUUCCAGUGUUUGCUAAAGAUAAAAAAGACCACUUUAUUAAAUCCCAAUGGGACCUGACCACUCAGCAGAUCCUGCCCUAUAUUGACGGAAGGAAGCACGGCGAGGGCAACUGGAAGCGCAUGCUGCUGGACCACGACUACAACGGCCGCACGGGCGUCAUGCUGAAGGACCGCUGGAGGAUCCUGAAGAGGGAUACCGUGGCCUGA